AUGUUUUCCAUUGACCAUGCUUGGGUUUUUGCCUUUGGUAUUUUAGGUAACAUUCUUUCCUUUAUGGUGUAUCUUGCCCCGGUACCAACAUUUUCCAGGAUUUUCAAGAAAAAAUCAACUGAAGACUUUCAAUCAGUCCCAUAUGUGGUUGCACUCUUUAGUUCCAUGUUGUGGAUAUACUAUGCAUGGCUCAAAUCCAAUGCUAUCCUCCUCAUCACCAUUAACGCGGCCGGUUGUGUCAUAGAGACCAUUUAUAUUGCCUUGUACAUUGUUUAUGCACUAAAAAGUGCCAGGAUUCUGACGUUGAAAUUAUUACUACUUCUGAAUUUUGGGGGAUUUUGGUCGAUUAUGAUUCUCACAAUCUUCUUCUUAAAAGGAUUGAAUCGAGUUCGAGUAGUAGGAUGGAUAUGUAUGGCACUGUCUGUGAGUGUAUUUGCAGCACCUUUAAGUAUCAUGGCACAGGUCAUACGCACCAAGAGUGUAGAGUUCAUGCCAUUUUGGCUGUCAUUUUUCCUCGCAAUGAGUGCUGUCAUGUGGUUCUUUUACGGUUUACUACUAAAGGACAUCUAUAUCGGGGUUCCGAACGUUGUGGGAUUCGUACUAGGACUACUUCAAAUGCUACUCUACACCAUCUACAAGAACCACAAGAAGUCUGCAGAGGAGCAGAAACUACCUACUAUGGUGAAGUCAAGCACUUUUGAGGUACAAACAGUUUGCUGCCUUCCCAAUUUUGACGAAAACAGAGAUGCCAAAGACCAAACCAAGCAUGAUCAAGGGGAAUCCGAGUAUAAAAGUAUCGACGCCUCGAAUCAAGUUUAA
Messenger RNA from Ilex paraguariensis (yerba mate), 819 nucleotides. The record is from the annotation of a GenBank genome assembly. NCBI's taxonomy places the organism in Eukaryota, Viridiplantae, Streptophyta, Magnoliopsida, Aquifoliales, Aquifoliaceae.